Andrographis paniculata is the source of this 778-nucleotide messenger RNA. RefSeq names its product photosystem I reaction center subunit V, chloroplastic. The record is from RefSeq and is a predicted model, not a curated record. The transcript has a single exon. Gene Ontology annotation, biological process: photosynthesis. Bases 192 to 629 code for a protein of 145 amino acids. Lineage: Eukaryota; Viridiplantae; Streptophyta; Magnoliopsida; Lamiales; Acanthaceae. Gene Ontology annotation, cellular component: photosystem I; chloroplast thylakoid membrane.
GUAAUAAUCCCAAUCCAAACCUGAUCCAUCCACCCAUAGUCCAACUGAAGCUCUCUCGUUCCCAGCCAUAUAACCAAUACUGCUAAUAAUUUGUUUGUUUCUUUUAAUCGAGCUUCUUCUUCUUCUAAGCUUAGGUUGGGUUGUGUUGGGUGUCCUCCUCCAAUCCGUCAGUGAAUUGAAUUAGUUAAUUAAUGGCGUCGUCAUCGUCGUGCCUGUUCUCCCCCCCGACCUUCCUGCGGGGAUUGAGGCCUCUGGAGAAGGCGGCGGGGCCUGUGAGUGUGGGCGUUAGGAGGUGGAAGAAGCUGGGGGCGGGGGCGGGGGCGGUGAAGGCGGAGCUGAACCCAUCGGUGGUGAUAAGCCUGAGCACGGGGGUGUCGCUGGUGCUGGGGCGGUUCGUGUUCUUCAACUUCCAGAGGGAGAACGUGGCGAAGCAGGUCCCGGAGCAGAACGGGGUGUCCCACUUCGAGGCCGGGGAUAAGAGGGCCAAGGAGUACGUCAGCCUCCUCAAAUCCAACGACCCCGUCGGAUUCAACAUCGUCGACGUCCUCGCCUGGGGCUCCAUCGGCCACAUCGUCGCCUACUACAUCCUCGCCACCACCGGCAACGCCUACAACCCCAGCUUCUUCUGAUCCCUCCCCUUCAAUUUCAUAUUAUUAUUACUGUAUUAUCGUCAUCGUCGUCUCCCCUCCCCUCCCCUCCCACUGCUGUGAAUUGUGAUGUAAUGUAAUAUAUAUAUAUUGCUGUUGUUUUUGUUAAUUUCUAAUUCGAGCUCGCUCCA